GCGCGCGCGCGCGCGCGCGCGUAAGUGAUGUCCUCGACUAAUGGCGCCCGGGAUGGUGGCCUCCAACAGCCCGGGAGGCGAAGCGUCGGCGGUUUUUGCAACCCAGCACACUCUGUGGAAUGUGGCCUCUUGAUUCGUGGCUUGGGUGUUGGGGUUUCCCUGGCCCUCGUUGGCCGUGUGUUGGCCUGCGGUGAUCUUCGUUUGUGUCUCCUGCCUCUCGGGCUGCAGCGAUCUGCACCCGAGUGUUCCACGGCCACUAUAAAAGGAUCCGGCAUCGAGUUCCAGAUGACAAUUCACAAGCCAGUAUCCUGCCCUUGGUCCUUCCCUCUCCCUCUCCGCUCGAUCCCUCUCGCUUGCAUUUUCUUUGCCGCACGCGCACAUCCACACGCCUGCCUGUGCCACCCCUCUACCUUUCAAGUCAGCCAGCCAUGAGUCUCCUUGUCGAUGGCAUAGCCUUCAUUUUCUUGCUUUACACCGUGCAUGCGAUUGUGCAAUAUGUCAACACAUCGGUGGUAGCCAACAUCAAUUUCUUCCCCUUCUUCCCGGGGCAACAGCGGGACCUGGCCCGGCUGUCGACUCCCCGUGAGGAGCUGUAUACUCUCAUCACGGGUUGCGACACUGGCUUCGGUCGGCUGCUGGUCGAGGCACUGGCCAAUGAGAACAAGCCCGUCCUGGCUGGCUGCCUGACCGAGACCGGCGUCAAGGUGCUGGAAAGCUCCGGCCGGCCGAAUCUCAUCCCCUUCCUGCUGGAUGUCACCAACCCCGCGGACCUGGAGCGCUGCCAGAAGCUCAUCCAGUCCGUCUGCCCGGAGGGCCUGGGUGCCGUGGUCAACAAUGCCGGCAUCAGUCAGGGCUACCUGGUGGAGUGGUCUACCAUGGAGGAGGCACGCCAGGUGCUGGAGGUGAAUUUCCUCGCGCCGCUGGCCAUGAUCAAGAUGUGCCUGCCCUUCCUGCGCCGCACGCGUGGGCGAAUCAUCAACAUCAGCAGUGCCUCGUCGAUUAUCCCCAUCCCUGGCUUGUCCCUCUAUUCGGCCAGCAAGAGCGCCCUGUCGGCCAUGACGCAAGCCCUGCGGCAGGAAACCAAGCACAUGGGGGUCGCCGUGUGCGAGGUGGUCCCGGGCUUCGCCUACACCAACCUCAUCAGCCGCAUUACGGCCAUGAUCACCGAGAAGCGUGGCACCGUUUGCAAGGAAAUCCAGGGCGCCUAUCCGGAGAACCGCAUCGAGCGGUCGUUGGCCUUCUUCAAUGGGUCCUAUCGUCGCAGCAUGUCCCCGGACUUCGUGGUUCAGGCCAUUCAGCAUGCUCUCUUCUCGCGCUUCCCCAAGGUGAAGUACCAGGUGGGCAAGGAGAUCCCGCUCAUCCGCAUGCUGAAGGCCCUGCCCGAGGUGGCCUACGAGGCCGUCUGGGCGCUCUACUGAGGGCCUCCCCUCUCUCGGUCCCCCCCACCGGCAUGGUCAGUCGUCCAUGUCGCAUGGUCUCUUUCUCUCUUCUUUGUCGGCCCACAAGGCACAUUGGCGCCCUUCCGGCGGCGACCCAGCGUGUCUCGCGGCGCCGGCCACAGUCACACGCAUGUUGUUGUUGUUGUUGUUGUUGUUGAUGCUGAUGAUGAUGCUGGGGGACCUGCCCGCUUUCCUUGGUCCUCCUCCAUUUGGCCACGAUAUGAGCCUGGGCUCUUUUGUGAUCCGGUUCACCACCGUCCUGGUUCACUAUGGUCUUGGCUCACCUUUUUAUUUGCAUGUGUGCAGCUGCACACCCCCUCUGUCCUUUUCUCGUCCUUCGUCAGUGGAUUCCAGCGCCAGUUAUGCUGGAAUGCCCCUAGACACUGUCCUUUUUCAGAUAUCUACUUUGGGCCGGACACCAUCCGGCCCCCCCUGCCUCAAUAAGCAUGCUUUCUUGC
This is a messenger RNA of Fonticula alba, 1897 nucleotides long. RefSeq lists its product as hypothetical. Gene Ontology annotation, molecular function: oxidoreductase activity. The transcript has 3 exons. Lineage: Eukaryota; Rotosphaerida; Fonticulaceae. The coding region runs from base 429 to 1418 and encodes 329 amino acids. The record is from RefSeq and is a predicted model, not a curated record.